GCAACGGGAGAGGCCACAACACUGAGAGGCCCGCGUACCGCAAAAAAACAAAACAAAACAAGAUCUUCCUAUAAAGAUGGUAUUUAGCAGUUCCCCAAAGGUCUCCAAGUAUGCCCUCAAGAGGUUGGCCCAGCUAUCCUGGCCCUUCCAGGAGGCUCCCUCUAGACCUCCCACAAUCCAACAAAUAAAGGGUUGACACCUGCCAGGUCUGGAGGCAUCCAGGACCCAACCAUGUUACACGUGUGGCUAGAACCUCAGGUCACAGCCCCAGGACCUGGCUUAGGGUUGACGCUAAGUGAAUAUUCGUUGAAUGAAUGAAUGAGCAACAGAGGAGAGGGAAAAUCAAAGAUUCAGAGGAAUUCAGAGAGACUAAGAGAGACAACAGGUGAAUAGAGAUGGAGGAGGCUGGCAUCAGGGUGGAGGCUCCCAGAAGAUGCUGGGAAGGCCCAGCUCACUCCUUCUUUCUCUCUCGCAUUCUGCUGCUUUUGAAGACUCUUCCCCUUAAGGGCCUGUCCAGUCCCUGCCUGUGCAACCCAGGGCAACCCCUGCUCCCAAACAGGGCUCAGGAAGCAGGCUGAACUUUUGGGGCAGAAGGCUGGACCUGGGAGGAUACCCCAGAUGCUGAAUUAUCUGAGAAUCAUUAUCCAAAGGCUGCUGACCAGACAUCUUCUCCUCCCCCCCGCCCCACGCCACCACCUGCAGAGGAGCUAGAAAACAGCCAUCUUGCUGACCAAGAAGUGAGAGAGAGUCUCGGGGCCAGGGGCCACCGAAGGCCAGAGAGGCUGCUCAGCCUGGUAGAGCAGUGCUCAGAGGCAGCUACCACCCUCCCAUGCCUGCCUGGCUGGGCACCUAGAAUCCAACUGUACCCCAGAGCCCAUGCUGGGCCAGAGGAUCAGGACCCUGAGGGGAGGUAGGGAGGAGGUGAACUGGGGAGAGGGCAAAAGGGGAAGCAAGGAGGAGGGUCAGGGACCCCUGUCACUCCUGUCCCUUCCAAUUCUUGAGAAGGGGCAACCCCCAUUCCUAGGAGGAGCCCUACCCUCCAUCAGUUCUGGGCAGUGGCUGGUUCCUAUGGGCCUAGGCCACAUCCCCUAAGAAUGGCAGCUCUUCCUUCAGGCCGAGGUCUGAGACAUCUUUGCAAAUACCCACAAGUCCCUCCCACACAACAACCCCUUCAGACAGCUGGGGUUAGGCUACGGGCAGUGUAGACAGAGGGCCUUCCCCACCACCAGCCCCACUGGCCUUCACGUUUUCCUCUGUGAAGCCCCUUGUGGCCUCUGGGAGUCAGAACCAAUAAUGUGAGGGUCCUCCAUCUGCUUAGAGGUCUCCAGGGGCCCGGCACCCACUGGGUAGAGGCCACGUACCUCUGCCUGCUGAUACCCACCCCUGGCCUCAGUUCCUGAGCACCCUGAACGUGUGCACGGUUUCUGCUUAUGUGGGUCCGCUUCUUGAAACAUAUCCUCUUCUUUCUUUCUUCACUUACUCAGUUUCUAGGUUGGCCUUCCAGGCUGCCUUCAGACACCACCUCCCGGGAGGCAAUUCUCCAUCUUUGUCCCCUCCCUCAUCCCCACUCCUGUGGGUUCUGCAGCCUCUCCUCUAGGCCCCCAGAGCCUCUGUGAUUCCCAGGGUCACACAUUUACCCCUGUGGUAAUUCAGUUCUCUCCUAAGUGUCUCUUUCCCAACUGGACAGUGGCUCCUGGAGGGAGGGGUCAUCUGGUUCAUCUCUGAAGCCUGGUUCACAGUAAGUGCUCAAUUAACAGCUGCCUCCUCGCUGUCUAUCUACCAGGACCCCAGCGGAUGCAAACCUUGCUUGUGUAACAAGGGUCUCUUGACUCUUAACUGAGAAGACCCUCCUGCCAUCUAGCUUCCCUUCUUUCCAGCUGCUGGGGCAGCCCAGACCCUCUCAUAUCCACACUGGACGUGCAGGGAACCCAAGUGUCAGUUGGCCCCUGCCCAGCCUGCUCGCAGGUCCAGCCUUCUGACCUACAAGUGUGGUGGGAUGCAGACGCGGGUGAGGAGGCUGAGGCUUGGGAGUGGGGUAAGGAACGCAACUGUUGAGGCUCAGACCUCCCCGGCCAGGUUAAUCAUCAAUGCCUAGAGAGCCGGCUGUUCUUUAUCUCCGUUCCCUAUCGCCUUUUCAGUUGGGCAAAAGAUUGAGUAAUCCCUCUCCUCUCUCUUGUAUUAACCCUGGAGGGGCUCGGCCAGGGAAGUCUGAGCCUAUAAGGCCGCUUAUUCUUUGGGAAACACUCUCUAACAGUAUGCUUGAGGGGGCGGGUGCCCUCCCUUCUUCCUCCCCCCCACCGCCCCCUGCGGUCCCGCAGCUGCGCCCCAGCAGGCAGAACAUAGGGCGCCUCUCUAGGGUCAUUUCCAAGGACCUGUCCCAACCGGAACGGCGCCAGGGUCAGCUGGCCCAAAGGAAAGAGGACUUGGGGGUACAAACGCCCCAUCGCCUUCCACUCCUUGCCCCACCUCAGGCCUGGGACGUCGCCCACCCUUCCCCACCUCCCGGGCUGGAGCCGGGAACUGCGGGCAGGUAAGCCACCUUGUGGGCGGGGCCUGGCUCCAGUGGGCGGGGCCUGGCUCUAGUGAAACCUGCCCGGCCCGCCCGGUGAGUGUCUCCCAGAGCCGCGCGCCAGGAGCUCUAGCCGGAGACGGAGACUCGCAGCCUCUAUCCCAUGGCCGGGUCUCCCCGCCGCACCGCGGGCCGGCGACUGCAGCUGCCCCUGCUGUGCCUCCUCCUCCAGGGCGCCACCGCCAUCCUCUUUGCGGUCUUUGUCCGCUACAACCAUGAAACCGACGCUGCCCUCUGGCACUGGCACAACCACAGUAACGCGGACAAUGAAUUUUACUUUCGCUACCCAAGCUUCCAGGAUGUACACACCAUGAUCUUCGUGGGCUUCGGCUUCCUCAUGGUCUUCCUGCAGCGCUACGGCUUCAGCAGCGUGGGCUUCACCUUCCUCUCGGCCGCCUUUGCCCUGCAGUGGUCCACACUCGUCCAGGGGUUCUUCCACUCCUUCCACCAUGGCCACAUCUAUGUAGGCGUAGAGAGGGCUGCCCUCGCUUCCAGCCCCCUCUCACCCUCCCCAUCCCAACCCCCCAGCAUGAUCAAUGCUGACUUCUGCGCUGGGGCUGUGCUCAUCUCCUUUGGUGCCAUACUGGGCAAGACUGGGCCGGCUCAGCUUCUGCUCAUGGCCCUGCUGGAGGUGGUGCUGUUUGGCCUCAACGAGUUUGUGCUCCUUAGUCUCCUCAGGGUGAAGGAUGCAGGAGGCUCCAUGACUAUUCACGCUUUUGGCGCCUACUUCGGGCUGGUCCUCUCCAGGGUCCUCUAUAGGCCCCAGCUGGAGAAGAGCAAGCAUCGCCAGGGUUCCGUCUACCAUUCGGACCUCUUUGCCAUGAUUGGGACCAUCUUCCUAUGGAUCUUCUGGCCUAGUUUCAACUCUGCACCCACUGCGCUGGGGGAUGGGCAGCAUCGGUCGGCUCUCAACACGUACUACUCCUUGACUGCCAGCACCCUCAGCACCUUCGCCUUGUCAGCCCUUGUCGGGAGGGAUGGGCGGCUGGACAUGGUCCACAUCCAGAAUGCCGCACUGGCCGGAGGGGUUGUGGUGGGGACAUCGGCUGAAAUGAUGCUGACACCCUUUGGGGCUCUGGUAGCUGGCUUCCUGGCUGGGACCGUCUCCACACUGGGGUACAAGUUCUUCACGCCCACCCUUGAGUCAAAACUCAAAGUCCAAGACACGUGCGGUGUCCACAACCUCCACGGGAUGCCUGGGGUCCUGGGAGCGCUCUUGGGGGUCCUUGUGGCUGGGCUGGCCACCCAUGAAGCUUACGGAGAUGGCCUAGAGAGCGUGUUUCCACUCCUAGCCAAGGGCCAGCGCAGCGCGACGUCUCAGGCCAUGCACCAGCUCUUCGGACUGUUUGUCACACUGAUAUUUGCCUCUGUGGGUGGGAGCCUCGGAGGACAUUUGCAGGUUGUCCCCAGAAGAGGUUGGACCAGAGAUGCCUGCUCUGAAGGGGGCCCUCUCUCUCUCUCUGGCCUGGAUUUCUGGAGCUCUCUGGGCCUGCUCUGGAUGGUCUUUGGAAGGUCCCUGGGCAGGACCCAAGCAGACCCAUCCUGGCUCUGAGGCUGAGAGAGGAAGUGGGCUUUGUUGUGCUGGGGCAUCGGCUGGAUUCUUAAGUUCGCUUUUCCCACCCUGCUCGUCUUGGCAGGGGAGCCCUCAGCUGGAGAAGAUGCCCCCCCCACCCUAGUGUCCCCUCCUCCCCAGCUCAGCACCAUCCAUCUCCGUCUCCCCAGAGUGAGGAAUGUGGCUCCGGGACACUGCGGGGCUUGUUCCCAAUCCCCUUCUAGCUCAUUUCACUUGGGCUUUUACAGGCGCGCCUUCAUCCCACAGGCUGCUGUCUGGGUUCUGGCUCUGACGGCGCAGACAGAGAUCUCCCCUCCUCCCUGCAAUUCCUCACGCUUCAUUUUGUCCCAACACCAUCUGAGGAGGCUACGCCGUGGGGGGUCAAGGAGCCCUGGUGUGGGAGCCGGUGGGGGCAGUGUCCCCCUUCUUCCCAGCCCUCCAGCCACUCAGCUGGCCUCUGCUGGACCCUACAGCUGCACGGUAUCUGCAAGCUAUGCACAGGGUCUGCAAGCCAUCCAUCCCCUCACUAGCAUUCCUGUCCGCGCCCCGCAAGCCUCGAUUAUUGGUGGAAUUAGUACCGGGCUUCUUGUUGGCAGUUGCUAAUUAAGACCAUUUUUAAACGUGGUUAUUAAUGCUGCAGAGGGCUGUAGCCGCCGGCAUCUAUCACCCGCACCACUGGCGAGGUGCUGGCUCAGGAUGGCUCCCGCCUGCCUCCAUGUUGCCCCACCAGGCUUCAGGUCUUCGAGGCAAGGGUUGGUGGGUACAGAAGUUCAGAGGGGGUUUAACUGAGGCUUCCAGAGAAAUGGAGGGGCCGCCUUCACUCCAGGGUGCCCCCAAACUGGAACCGUGAGUGUGUGUGUUGGUUGGGGGGGGCACUGUGUGAGCCACGUGCUGCCAGUAUCUUUCUUCCCCAGAAUGUUCGGGGCUGUGUCAGGAUGGAGCUCAUGAAGACUCUAGGGAGAGCUUGGGCCAUCCCCUAACGUGCCCCUCUGCUCUCCAGCAACCCAAAUACCGGCUCUGCCUUGAGCCAGGUGAGGGGGACCAUUUCAGUGAGACCCUCCAUAUAAAAGGGGGUGAUGCAUCUGAGUGGAGCACUUACCUCACAGUUUGUGGGUACCUACCAGGUGCCAGGCCUUAGGGAUCCUCUCAUAAAUAAAUCACCCUUCCAGGGCACUGUCCCAAAUCCCUCCAGACUGGCUGAGGUCUGCCUCCUCUGUAGACCCCCUCACCCCCUUUCACGCUUCAGCCAGCCUCGCAGUGUGUUGUAACGAGCUAUUCAUUUUUACCUGCUCACCCCCACUGGACCACGCCUUGCUCAAGGACAGCGGCUGCAUGUUGCUUACUGCAAACAGUAAAAGUCUUUGUUGAUUCAGCCUUCUGGCCCCGCUCCCUCCUCUCUGACCUCCAGCCUUGGCCUUCCAGAGCAGGAUGUGUGGCACGGAGCCUCUGGCCCAUUUUGCCUCGGUUGGACCCAGUCAGCCAGGACUCGGAGGAGGUGUAUGUGGCCUGGCGUGCAGGGCUGGGCCUCUCAGGGGCCUUCCGAGGGAGCCGGUCCGCUCUCAGCAGGCCUGUCUGGGCUUCCCCUCCGGCCCAGCCUGGCCGCUGCACCCCUCCCUCUCCACCCAUGUCUGGAGAGGCGGCCCAAGGCGGCUCAGGAGAGCUUGGGAAGGCACCCUCCCCCAUACACCUGCUCUUCCCCAUUCUUCUCCAUGCGGAUUUUACUGUCUUGACCCUUUCCUGCAGCUUUUGAAGGAAGGAUCCACCAAGACUCUAGUGUCCCCCAAUCCAGGAAAAGAGAAGAGGAAAAAGAAGUCCUGGAAACAAAACCCCUCCAACAACCUUAAAGUAGGAGAGAUUGGUUGGAAGCCUUUUAAUCCCUUAAUCCCUCUCAGAUGGGCCUUGAGACGUUAAUGAUUUUCCUAAUUAUUCCCUCCCAUUUUCCCAUCGCUCUGUAAGGACUUUCGAGAGGAGUGAAAUUCCGAGUGAGCGGGUGUGGGAUGAAUGGUGGGCCCACCCCCCCCCCCCCGAGAUCGAGCCCAGAGUCCAGGCGGCUGGGGAGGUGGGGGAAGUCGAGGAGCGCUCCAGCUGGGGGCUAGGGCUUCCCUGCCACUGACACCCGUGUGCAAGGCGGGCCUGGGACAAUGGGGCUGUCGGGGGCUGCCUGAGAGGGCCAGGUGUGGGGCUGGGGUCCCCUCAGUGUGAAUGGCCCAUUAUCCUGCCUAGAGGAUGGGAGUGGAGGGUCUCUUUGUGUCCCCCAGGAAAGGCCCCUCUGGGUGAUAAUCACCCUGGGAGGGAGGUGGAUGUGGUGAUAAGGGUCUUUAGAGGGGGUCAAGCCUCCUCAGAGAACAGUUGGCCAUUCAGGCCUUUGGCCCUUCUCUUGUUUCCAGCAGCCUGGGAUCCUGUGGCCCAUCCAUGGGGGUGGGGGUGAGGGGGAGGCCAGCAGACAUGGCCUGGCUCUGAGCUCAAGCCCCCUCCCCAUCACCGUAGUCUGCUACACUAAGUUUGGGGGUAACCUUCUGCAGGAAACCACCCCCAGACCCCCUUCCCAACCCCUACCUAGUCUUGGGUACCCUGGGGCCUUGCCUCACCUCCACCAAGACACUGAGUUUCUGAGAGUAGACCUUGAUCCUGGCGUGUUGCUCUACUGUAUAAAACACUCGCAGAGAUUCUCAUUCCACCUCUACAAACUCCCUGCAGGGUGAGGGCAUCAGCCUCAUUUCACAGAUGACAAAACUGAGUUUCGGAGCAGUGAAGGGACUCAUGUGAGCUUACACAGCCAGUAGAGGCAAAACUGAGAUUAGAGCCUGAUCUUCCCAUCCUAGGCACAGGGCUUUUGCACCUGCUCCCUCUGCCUGGAAUGCUCACCUCCCUAAUGACCACGUGGCUGGCUUCCUCAUCUCCUUUGGUCUUUGCUCAAAUCACAUCCUCCAUGAAAGGAGAAGUCUGGAGUUUCCUGAAAAGUGACACGGGAGGUGGGGGAGAGUAGGUGGAGGUGCAGAUGGAACGACCGGCCGUUGUUGAAGCUGGAUGAGGGGUAGAUGGGGGUUCGUUAGAUUAGUCUAUUUUUGCAUCUAUUUAACAUCUUCCACAAGAAAAGUUUGGACAAAACCUGGCCUUCCGGAAGCACCUUAUUUUAAGUUGAAUUCACCACCCCAACUCCAGCCCUUAUGUCCCCUUUCCCUUCCUAUUUUUCUUCAGAUCACUCAUCAGCAUCUCUACCUAUUUUGAGUAUUUGCUUGGAUUCAUGUUGGUCUCCCACAGUAGCCUCGCACGGCCUGAGGUCCUGGGGUCUGUUGGUGCGGGCUGGUGCCCUGGCACACAGAGCGGCACCUGGCACUUAGGGGCGCUUUGUCCAUUAUUAGCGAAGGCCCGGGUGACCUGGGUUUGCGGCUGAAGGCUCUUGGCCAAGCCGCCUUGAAGCAAAGAAAGGGCGGCCCAUCGGCUUGGGUUUCCGGCCUGUGGGGUCCUUCAGCACCUGGAGCCACAGCCGGAGGGUCCUUCCCAGCGCCCCCCAGCCUGGGCUAAGCCCCUAAGUGUCCCAUUAUGUACCAUUCACUUCUCACUUUGUCGGGCCCGUCCGCAGCCGCUGCGUCCUUUUGUCAGAGGGGCCUGGGAGUGCGAGGGGCUAUUACCACAAGGCCUCAUUAUUCCCAGCCAGAGCAAUAAUGAUGAGUCCCUUCCCCAGGCUAGCACAUUUUGCAGGGUCCCUCCCAUUUAAUAACUAUAAUAACAGCCACCAUUUAUGAGCCCCCACUUCGUGCCCCGCCGCGCCAAGCACUUUACAUACAUUAUCUCAUUUAAUCCCCCCAACAGCUCUGGCAAAUAGCUGUUUGUAUCCCCAUUUUUCAGAUAAGAAUGCUAAGACUGGGUGCCCAGAGCUCCUUUAUCCUCAGCUCAGCCAUACAGGGGGAGGAAGGGCAGGGAUACACCCAUGCCCCAGAUGGGACAAGGAGGCGCAGAGACAGGAGGUGGCCUGGGAGAGAGCACACAGGAGAUAACAGGGCCCAUGGCUGGGGCUGGGCAGCAAGUCUCCCUCGGGCAUGUACAGAGGAGGGCGGGCAGCCGCCCUCAGACCUCUGCAGGGGAGAGCAGCCAGGCCGUCACUGUGUGUUCACAGGGGCAGCUGCUGGCUUGGGGAGCUUCAGUGACUUGCCCUGUGCAGGGCUAGUGAGAAUCCAGGGGCUCUGCCCGCAAUGCCCACCCAAUAGGGAGGGGGCGCUUCUGCUCCCUGGGCCAACACUGAAAUGCUCUUAGAGGACCUGGCGGAGUGUGGGGCACAGGGACCAGGCCCUGGGAGGAGGCAGGAGCAGGGUGAGAGAAGGGGAAGGUGGAGGGAAGGAACUGAAAUUGCACUGUUUCCUCCCCAGUGAGGAGUCUCAGGGGUUCUCUUAUGCUCUGGCCUUUGGGGUUAAACACUGUCCUUCCCAAGCUUUCAAAAAAGAUGCAGUAAUUAUUAUUUUAAAUUAGAUUUAUUUCUGAAUAAUAAUUUCUUCACUUUUUAAAAUAUUAA
Messenger RNA from Aethalodelphis obliquidens (Pacific white-sided dolphin), 8631 nucleotides. RefSeq names its product Rh family B glycoprotein (gene RHBG). Gene Ontology annotation, cellular component: plasma membrane. NCBI's taxonomy places the organism in Eukaryota, Metazoa, Chordata, Mammalia, Artiodactyla, Delphinidae. Gene Ontology annotation, molecular function: ammonium channel activity. The coding region runs from base 2673 to 4121 and encodes 482 amino acids. The record is from RefSeq and is a predicted model, not a curated record. The transcript has 9 exons. Gene Ontology annotation, biological process: ammonium transmembrane transport; ammonium homeostasis.